AUGGCUAUCGACGGUCUCAUAAUCCUAGACCCAGCGGGACGUCCCAUCAUCCAGUCCAGUUACACCACUUAUCCGGCAGCGUACCCCCUGCUUCACAUCGAAGCGUUAAACAACGCACUAGCAAAGGCUCCACGCGAGGGUAGCGUAGACCCAGUUAUAUACGUUGGAGAGCUAUCGUGUUCCAGUGCGUGCUGCCAUGUCGAGGUUGGCGAGAUGAGAUUCAUUGCGACCAUCAGUGGAGACGCGGAUCCUCUCAUCGCGUUCGCCUUUCUCCACGCCUUCAUUGAAAUACUCCACGACUAUUUCGGCACAGUCAGCGUAGCAACUCUCAAGGACAACUUUGACAUUGUAUACCAACUCCUCGAAGAAACGCUCGAUUCAUCUGGACAUCCAUUGACAACCUCACCGAACGCAUUAAGCGAUAUAGUACUAUCGCCUUCCUUAAUCUCGAAGCUUCUCGCUUCGGUAUCACCAGCUACUCCAGGAGUUCCAAGCGCGAGACAAGGAGGCUAUGGAGCUUUUGCAUCGCCGAUACCAUGGCGUAAAGCUGGGGUUCGACAUAAUCACAACGAGAUCCUUUUUGACGUCGUCGAAGAAAUGCGAGGCAUCGUCGGCAAAAAUGGCACGACGUUAGUGAGCAACGUGUUUGGUAAAAUUGAGAGCAAUGCGAAACUUUCCGGGACACCCGACCUGACAUUGACAUUCACGAAUGCAAAUGUGAUGACAGAGUGCGCGUUUCAUCCAUGUGUGCGGUUACAGAAAUGGACACGCGACAAUGCCUUAUCUUUUGUACCUCCUGAGGGGCGGUUCGUUCUAGCAGACUAUCAGUAUAGACCACCACAAAGCGCGGUCAUCAGCAACGUGCCCAUACCACUUUCCCUCAAAGCGAAUAUGGACAUGGGAGAGUUUGGCGGAACAUUUGCACUCACGCUGACCUCGCGCUUGAUAAAGGUGAUGGAGAAUCUAGAGCUGAAAUUCUAUCUCGGAGAAGACGCGACUAGCGCACAGUGUACACUGUCGAGUGCAGGUUCGAGUGUAGGAUCUGUGGGAAGCGCAGAUGGAUCAUGGGCAUUUGAUAUGAGAACAAAGACGCUUCGAUGGGAGAUACUCAAUAUGCGGUCUUCGGGGAGCUGGAUUCUUCGUGGUUCAUGGACGUCAAAAAUCAAGGCUCCGCGUCCAGCACACGCGUUCCAAAUACGCUUCGAGAUACCCUCCUAUAGCUUCUCUUCGCUCAAGGUUGAUCAGUUGCGGCUCUCAAGCGAGACGUACAAGAUGUACAAGGGAGUGCGGAUGCGCAGCAAAGGCUCGAUCGAGUGGAGAUGGUAG
This is a messenger RNA of Suillus clintonianus, 1326 nucleotides long. Its product is annotated as clathrin adaptor mu subunit. Gene Ontology annotation, cellular component: clathrin adaptor complex; cytoplasmic vesicle. The transcript has 10 exons. The record is from RefSeq and is a predicted model, not a curated record. Lineage: Eukaryota; Fungi; Basidiomycota; Agaricomycetes; Boletales; Suillaceae. The coding region runs from base 1 to 1326 and encodes 441 amino acids. Gene Ontology annotation, biological process: intracellular protein transport; endocytosis.